Molecule: messenger RNA, 2768 nt
Organism: Osmia lignaria (orchard mason bee)
Lineage: Eukaryota; Metazoa; Arthropoda; Insecta; Hymenoptera; Megachilidae
Gene: Coa8
Product: Cytochrome c oxidase assembly factor 8
Biological process (GO): intrinsic apoptotic signaling pathway
Cellular component (GO): mitochondrion
Source: RefSeq, a predicted model, not a curated record
GAUGCGCGAAGAACGAAAAUUGGUCUUUUCGUAGUUAUGGACUCUGGUGAACUGCGGUAUAUAUAUAUAUAUAUAUUUAAAUAUGUGCCAUACGUAACUACAUAACCUCUUUGUUAAACAUGUGUUAUACGUAUAAGAAAUGGCUGGAAUAUGUAAUUACAUACAAGUAAAACAUUGUAAUAAAGCAGUCAGGUUGUUUAGCACAAAAGUAUCUUCUAACCUAAAAGCUCCUACGCAAGCUGACCUAAUUGGACCGCCUGACCCAGUUUCGAAUUUAAGACCCAUAAUAUUUGCAAGAUCUAAAAAUGAAAGUAACUUAGAGAAGAAAUACAGGGAAGCCAGAGAAGAUACGCAGCUUUGGAAUGAACAUUUCUGGAAAAAGCAUAAUACGAGUUUUAUACAGGAAAGGAAACAAUUUCAAAAAGACCUGAAGGCACAAGGAAAAGAGUCAAUUACUGCAGAUGACAUGUCAGUAUUUUAUAAAGAAUUUUUAGACAAAAAUUGGCAAACUCAUUUAAACUAUAAUAUUGCAUGGUAUAAAAGGAACCUUAAAUUAUUAUUUCUUGAAAUAAGGGUACGACUUACUAAAUUAAAAUUUAAGUAAUAUAUAUAGAAGUGUUCAAUAAAUAUAUGGUUUAAUUACAUUAUUCGCAAAGAAAAUAUUAUUGGUAAAUUGUAUGUAUUUACAAUGUAAAUGCAUAUUUGUUGAUGUAGAUUCAUCAACUUUGAAAUUUAUGAACACACUUUAUAACACACAUUAGGAAUAAACAUUAUAACUUAAUUUUAUGAUGUACAGAUUACGUAAUAUAACCAUUAACAUUUUUAAGAGAUCUUCCAUUAUAUUGACAUAUUUGAUUUUUUAAACAUCCUAUUUCUUGUUCUUUUUUGUUAACAAUAGAUACCAUGUAUCUAUACUGCUGCCUUUCAUAAACAAGUUUUGUCUGAUAUUGUUUAAUAGACUGAUGUAAUUUUUGAUAUGCAAGUUUUGCAACUGUUAAUGCCCUCUGUUUUUCUUUCUUCAAGUAAUCUAUUUCGUCUAUAAAUUUUCUACAUUGUUCACAUUGUGAUAGAUACGCAUUAUUUAAUUCGGUAUCGGUUUUAUCCAGCGUUAAUUGCAACGAUUUGUUUCUCUGUUUUUCUUUAUGCAAUUCAUCUUUGAGUUGAUCAAAUUCACAAGCAACUUGCUGUGCCAUUUCUUCACUGUCAUGCAAUAACUAAUAAUAAAAACUCAUUAAUUAGAUGGUUCAAUUCAGGCUUACUACAUACAAUACCUUUUUUUGUUUUGAUAUGGUUUUGUUUUGUUCUUCAACGAUCUUUUCUUUUAUUCUUAAUUCAGAAGAAUGAUUUUCUGUAAGAGUUUCUAGUUCUUGUUUAAGGCAAUCACAAGCUUUUCUCUCUUCGCACAAACCGUACUUCAGAUCCUCUAUUUUUUCUUCCAAUUCUUUACAAACGCAAUUACUUGAUUCCAACAUCUGUUUUACUUCUAACAGCGCACUGUUCUGUGGAUAAAUUAUGAAGAAAUACGAGGCUGUAAUUAAGUUCCUUUCAUUUAUUGCUUACCUUUUCAAGUAGUUCUUUAUCCCUCUCUUGCAAUGUAUGUUGUUGAUUAUUACAUAUACCAGUUACUUCACAUAUCCUUCUCUUCUGUAUCUUAAUUACAUUUGUAAGUUCCAUAAUCAUGUCCAUGAAUUCUGUUCUUUCUGUAUUCACAGCAUCUUCUUUCUCUUUUGCUGCUUGUUUCAUUCGAUUUACUUCCCUCUCAACCUCUUCACACCUUAUAUGAAGUGAUCCUUCAAUUAUACUUCAAAGAAAUAAGGGUAUAUAUAUAUAUAUAUAUUUAUUGAAAGACUAAACGAAAUUACCGUCUAGUUUCUUCCUCUGAGUAAGAUUGUAACUUGUUCUUUAAAUGAUCACGUUCUUGGGACAAGGCGGUAUUUGCAUGCGCAACUUCAAUUAUCUGUUGCUGAAGUGGCAUUUAUUCUCAUAUUAAUGAACAUAAUUUUUAUCUUGUGUGCAGCAUCGAGCACAGUAGACUUCCCGAGGAGGGCUACUAUACUCAGUGCUGUACAUACUUGUAAUCUCGAGAUUUCAUUCAGUAACUGUUCUUCUGUAUUUCUAACUAAAUCUGUCUCAGCUUUUGAUUCUUUGACUGCAACUUCAAUUUCUUGGUCUGUUGUUUCUACUGCAUUUCUUAAACAAGCUGCCCUUUGUUCUUCUUUCAAGCAUUUCAAGUUACAGGUCAAAGAUUUUAAUUUUUUCUCUAAUUGUACGGUACGUCUUCUUUCAUCUAAGAGCUCCUAUGAAUUACAAAUUAUAUGAGUUUCAAUAGAGUCUACAAACAGGAAUUUCUGUUUAGUAAAACCUUUUGAAUUCUUUCAAAAGAAUUUAUGUCUCUGUAAAUAUCUUCAGGAUUGUAAUAGAAUUCCUUUAAUCCAUUAUUUUCUUCGAUAAAAUUUCUAUCCACUUCAGUUUGAGCUGUUUCUUUACUUGGUGCCUCAAGUUGCAUAAUACUUCCAUUUGAAUUAUUUGUACUUGCUUCAGUAUGCGAAUUAUCUUUGGUAGGAAUGGUUUGUUCAUUUUUCUCUUCAUAUGUAUCAACUACUUUAUCGGUAACAGAUGUUUUAAACGAUUGUGAGUUUAAACUUAUUUGAUUAGAUUUAUGUGAUUUCUCUGGCACUUGUAAAUGGUCCUGACUAAUUGUAUUAUUUUUAGUAUUAACAGUUGAACCUUUGGAUACUUGUAUAUCAUCUUUUAAAUCUGUUUGAACU